Pleuronectes platessa (European plaice) is the source of this 2669-nucleotide messenger RNA. RefSeq names its product zinc finger protein 503 (gene znf503). The record is from RefSeq and is a predicted model, not a curated record. The transcript is spliced from 2 exons. The coding region runs from base 420 to 2132 and encodes 570 amino acids. Gene Ontology annotation, biological process: negative regulation of DNA-templated transcription. Gene Ontology annotation, cellular component: nucleus. NCBI's taxonomy places the organism in Eukaryota, Metazoa, Chordata, Actinopteri, Pleuronectiformes, Pleuronectidae.
UCACCUCAGGGUCCCAUUUGAUUGGAAGGCGGCAAAGGCUUUAAUCUCGGACUAAUUCAGCUGCUUUUGAAGGUAGAUCGUGGAGCAGUUCGUACUUCGGGACUACAGAGCGAGGAGCUGCACACAGACGCAAGGAGCAGCGCCCAUGGUGCCAGACGCAGCCAAGGAUCUGCGAUCACAUCGCACGGGCUCCCUUCCAGCCGCCGCCGCGCCUCACUCCCUCACCUCCAGGAUUAUUACCGAUUAUUGAGCCAUUUGACGAUCUUUUCCCCCUUUUUUUGCUCACACCCCGAGAGAGAGAGAGAGAGAGAAAGAAAGAGAGAGAGAGCAGAGAGAGAGAGACAGGGGCUUGGUGUUUUUCUGAUUUCCUUAAUGAAUCUGACCAAAGCAUCGCCGUUUCAUUUCCUGACAAUUGGGACAUGAUCACGUCGCCCUCGUUGUCUGCCCUGAAAAAUAGUGAUAUUCGUGUAGCCUGGGAAAGCAGCAGCAGCCUCAGCCACAGCCUCAGCAGCCACAGCAGCAGCAGCAGCUCUCGGAAUAGCAGCUCAGCGAGCAUCAACAAGCCGUUUCUCCACUCCGCACCUCCGUGCGACCCACUCCGGCAAGCGAAGCGGCUUCCCAUCAAGGUUUUGAAAAUGCUUAGUGCCCGGUCAGGACACAUUUUGCACCCGGAGUAUCUGCAGCCUUUGCCUUCUACCCCGAUCAGUCCCAUUGAGCUAGAUGCCAAGAAAAGUCCGCUGGCUCUUCUGGCGCAGACCUGCUCGCAGAUCGGCAAACCGGACCCACCAUCCAAAUUAUCCUCAUCCAAUGGAUCUAGUGAAAAGGAAUCUAAAUCUGGCCCUUUGAAACUGAGUGACAUCGGUGUGGAUGACAAAUCUAGCUUCAAACCUUAUUCCAAACCUUCCGAUAAGAAGGACUCGUCUUCAGGCGGCUCAGGCGGAGAGAAGACUGGUUUCCGAGUGCCGAGCGCCACCUGUCAGCCGUUUACGCCGCGGACAGGCAGCCCCAACUCCAGCACUUCAGCCUCUCCUAUGCCAUCGGAGGGCAAAUGUGGGGACAGGGAUGACAAGAAAGAGUCUGAUUGUAAUAAAAAUGGCAGCAUGGACGGCUCUGGCACCACAAGCCACAGCAGGAUAAGCGUGAGCUGUGGUGGAAUUAACGUGGAGGUGAACCAACACCAGGAGACGACGCCUGGCACUAAAACCUCCUCCUCGGAGUCUCCCUCUGUAACUUCUGUAUCCUCCGCAUCCGUUCUCGGGUCAGGACUUGUGGCGCCGGUUUCUCCUUACAAACCGGGGCAGACAGUUUUCCCCUUGCCUCCUGCUGGUAUGUCCUACCCAGGUAGCUUGGCUGGGGCCUACGCUGGGUACCCUCAACACUUCCUGCCCCACGGAGGGAGCUUGGUAAACGCACAGCUGGCGAGUUCCCUGGGCUGCAGUAAGGCUGGAUCCAGUCCCAUGGCUGGUGCUUCUCCACCGUCCAUCAUGUCAGCCAGCCUGUGCAGAGACCCUUACUGCCUCAGUUACCAUUGUGCCAGUCACUUAGCGGGCGCAGCCAGCGCGAACUGUUCGCACGAAGCUGCAGCUGCAGCGGCCGCUAACGCCCUGAAGUCCAGCUACCCCAUAAUGUACCCGACACACCACAUGCACGGCGUCCACACCUCGGCGCCGUCAUUUAGCGGACACCCCUUGUACCCAUAUGGUUUCAUGCUCCCCAACGACCCUCUCCCACACGUUUGUAAUUGGGUGUCGGCGAAUGGACCGUGCGACAAGCGCUUCUCCUCGUCAGAGGAGCUCCUGAAUCACCUGAGGACACACACUGCUUUUACCGGGGCGGAGAAGUUGAUAUCUGGUUAUCCCGGGUCUUCGUCACUGGCCAGCGCCGCUGCAGCGGCCAUGGCCUGCCAUAUGCACAUGCCACAGUCAGGACCUCCAGGGGGUCCCGGGACUUUGGCUCUCAGGAGCCCGCACCACGCGUUAGGACUCAGUAGCCGCUACCAUCCGUACUCCAAAAGCCCGCUGCCAUCCCACGGUGGCCCGGUCCCCGUCCCCGCAGCCACCGGCCCUUACUACUCCCCUUACGCACUGUACGGCCAGAGACUCACCACAGCAUCAGCGCUUGGAUACCAGUGAGGAGAACAAGAGACUUUGAAAAGUUUAUAGUACUAAGAAUGCAAAUAUAAAGACUUUUAUAUUAACUGCGCUAAAAACGUUAUGGACGGGAUCCGUGGACUUCAACUGUAUUUAUUUAUAUGUCGGCUAAAGAGCGGGCUAUAAUAGCUGCAAAUGGGGAAAAAAAAUAUUUGAGCAACUCAAAAAGUGCAUUAUGUUGAAACUGAGCUCUAUAGGUAAAGUGAAACACACACACACGCAUACAAACACACAAACACACAUGUUAGAGUACUAAUUAAAAGUAGGGGUCUUCAUUUCGAUGUUAAUUUGAAAUUGCUAUGAUUGUAUUUGUUCUUAUUUAAUGUCUCAAUGAGAAGAAAAAUAAUUUACAUGCAUGUUUGUUUCUUAAAUUUGAAGAAAAUAAGAAGUUGUCCACAUUUUAAAUUGCCGUUAUUUUUCAGGUGUACACCUUGGAAAGAGAAUUGGUAUUUUUUUGUAUGUAUUCUGGAAAAAAAUAAGAAACAAUUCUGUUCAAUAUAUAACUGUGUGCCUCCUUUU